CAUUGCUCAAACAUUUGAUGGAACCCAGUCUAAUGAUGAUGCUCUGUCCUCCGUUGGCUCUGGUGACACUGAUGAUACAGUCCUGCUCUCAUCCCCUAGCUCAGAAACAGUUUCUACAAGACAUCAACAGUGGCCAAAAGAAUUUAAUAUUCCACGCUUUUCUUAUGACACUGAACUCCAAUUAGAGAGAGGGAAUGCUCUUUUUAAGACUAAUGGAACAAGGCUGACUGUCACUCCAAAGAUGAAAUCCGAUAUUCUGGAGAAGGUUUGUGAUGAGAUAUACAAGUAUAAAUCUUAUCCCAGCAGUGCAAACUUCUGUGAAGUUUCAGAGGCGCUUAUCAAGAAACACCCUUGCUUGGCAGAAAAAGGAUCCUUCAAUGGGUGCUAUGGUUGGACACAGAGACUCAAAAUGAAGAUGGGAAACCUACGCACACAGUUAAAAGGUCUUGGAUGCCCUGAGUAUUUGGUAAAUUCUCUGAAAACCAAAGCCUCAGAUCAUCCUUUUCCAGCAAAGAAUGUGAAACGACCUAAACGCGGUGAGGCCAAUCAUAUCCCAUCCCUUCCUGCUGGAGAGACGACAGCAAACCUUGAAGUUGAGCGGCUGGCACUUUUAAAAGAAGUGAAGAAAAGAAACAAUGCAUUGACAAUCAGAGAAAAAAUGACAAAGACGUUCGCCUUACGCAGACAAGAAAUUGUGGAAAACAAACCUAGUGUUCAAGAACUGCAAGAAAGAUGGCCUGCGCUGUUUCAACAAGAGGAGAUUAAUGCCGAAUUUUUGCUCAUCACGACCUUACCUUUACAGUCAAAAUUUAUGGCCUCUUUGGACAGACAGAGCGCUCAGCUUCUCCAGGUUAUUAGGAGCAAAGGUGGAAUGUUCCGUGACAAAACUAAGGACAUUGUCAAAGUUAUGGAUCAGAGCCUGGACGUAGACAUCAGAAGAGAGUGCUUGCUGAAGUGCCUGAUCCUGUACCUUGGUGAAGAUGCAAGCUGUCUAAUCAAAGAAUACCAGGCUGACCAGAGGGAGGAAGCAGAAAGCGAAUUUGAAAAGACCACCAUGGCACUUUUUGUGAUCCGUGAAAGGGAUGCUCUUAGUCAUGCACUGGACAUUUCCAUUGUAAUUGAUGGUGUGGAAGUACUUCAUGAGUUGCCCUCUGUUGCAUGUGCCUGUGCCAUGAUGUUUGGACUCAUUUAUGCACUGAACUUAAAAUAUCCUGAAGGACUCAAAUAUACCUUUGAGGCCUUCCAGAAACUAAUCAUGGACAUAGAGAGUAUGCAGAUAAGCCGAAGGGUGCAGAACCUUUCUUCAAAGCUGCAGGAGUAAGCAGAUGUGCUGAAGAACCUCUAUGCUGCAGGAGUAAAUUUGUUACCUUUGACCCAGCUACAAUGUUCUGCUGAUGGUAAUUUUUUUUUUAAUAUGUUGGACUGUAUAAAGCCUUUUAAACAAAGAUAACUGCUCUACAGUUUACUUAACCUAACGUGUUUUAUCUUAGUAAGUUAGUUCACCUAAAAAUUAAAAUUCUUGCAAUUAUUUACUCACUCAUCCUUAAGGUAUUCAAAGUAUUUUAAAUUGUUUAAAUUAGGUUUAGAGAAAUUUUAUUACAAUUAUAAGAGAAGUUUCAUUUUUAGGUAAACUAUUCUAUGAAGGUGAAAAUACAAUUCCCCCCUCUUUCUUCAGUUGGCUAAUAUGGUAGGUGUUUUAAGUGUUUGAUUUUCCACUGCUCAUUUUAAAUAAUUUUCUUGGAGCAAACUUGUUUUAACUUAAAAAUAAUUCAGAAGGUUUGAUUGUGUAGUCAGUUCAUAGUUGACUGUUCAUGGGAAGAUUACAGAAUUCUAAUAGUUUUGUGUAGUCAGUUUUAAAUGACUGUUCAUGAAAAAAUGGCAUGUUUCUCUUGGAAACCAUAACUGAUUUUUAUGGUGAAUUUACAUUGUAUCCAGUGUCUAUGUAUAUAGAUACUAAAGACUGUUGUACAGUAAGGUUUUAUAACAAUAUGCACAUUGUAGAAAUUUAUGACAAAAGUUGUUAAGUUAAUAUGUUUACAUUUGUUAGACAGUGUGUAUUUGUAGGAAGAUACUGUACAUGUUAUAAAA
This is a messenger RNA of Danio rerio (zebrafish), 2088 nucleotides long. The record is from RefSeq and is a predicted model, not a curated record. Lineage: Eukaryota; Metazoa; Chordata; Actinopteri; Cypriniformes; Danionidae.